Messenger RNA from Haliaeetus leucocephalus (bald eagle), 2591 nucleotides. RefSeq names its product component of oligomeric golgi complex 4 (gene COG4). The coding region runs from base 367 to 2505 and encodes 712 amino acids. The record is from RefSeq and is a predicted model, not a curated record. Lineage: Eukaryota; Metazoa; Chordata; Aves; Accipitriformes; Accipitridae. The transcript is spliced from 19 exons.
CUGCGACGGGGCGGGCUGGGGCGGGCCGGGACGCGGCACCCCGGAGGUGUUGGCUGCUCUAGCCCCCUCCGGCCCGCUGCUGUGGUGACAAGGAGAGCGGGUGCCUCGCUGUCAACGGCUUUCCUAGUCGUCCGGAUCCCUUGCAGAGGGAUUAAAUACGGGCCUGACGUGGGGGGGAUGGUGCCGCCUCCGCGGAGCCGGUGUCCCCGAAUCGUGAGCAGCCUGCAGUUUCAGGGUCCUCCUGCGUUGAGAGCUCGGCCAGGGGAGGAGUUUGUGGGUUACCUGACUUAAAAGUUGUGUGAUGAGAAAGUCGUGCAGGAAGAGCUGGAUGCCCUCCUGGAACAGCAAAGCACUAUAGAGAACAAGAUGGUUGCACUUCAUCGCAUGGGCCCUAAUUUGCAGCUUAUCGAGGGGGAUGCCCAGCAGUUGGCAGGGAUGAUCACAUUCACCUGUAACCUGGCUGAGAACGUCAGCAGUAAAGUCCGCCAGCUUGACCUUGCCAAGAAUCGACUCUAUCAGGCCAUUCAGAGAGCUGAUGACAUCCUUGACCUGAAGUUCUGCAUGGAUGGAGUUCAAACAGCCCUGCGAAAUGAAGAUUAUGAACAAGCAGCAGCUCAUAUCCAUCGCUAUCUGUCUCUGGACAAAUCGGUGAUUGAGCUCAGUCGUCAGGGCAAGGAAGGGGGCAUAAUUGAUGCCAACCUGAAGCUCCUGCAGGAAGCAGAGCAGCGCCUAAAGACAAUUGUCACAGAGAAAUUCGACACAGCUAUGAAGCAGGGAGACUUGCCCCAGGUGGAACGGUUCUUCAAGAUCUUUCCUCUGCUAGGCUUACAUGAAGAGGGGCUGAGCAAGUUCUCGGAGUACCUCUGCAAGCAGGUGGCCAACAAAGCAGAAGAGAACCUGCAGUUGGUGAUGGGGACAGACAUGAGUGACCGUCGAGCUGCUGUCAUCUUUGCGGACACGCUGACACUCCUCUUCGAAGGGAUUGCUCGCAUUGUGGAGACCCACCAGCCCAUUGUGGAGACCUACUACGGGCCAGGGAGGCUGUACACCCUCAUCAAGCACCUGCAAGUGGAGUGCGACCGGCAGGUGGAGAAGGUGGUGGACAAGUUCAUCAAAGAGAGGGACUAUCACAGGCAGUUCCAGCAAGUUCAGAAUAGCAUGAUGAGAAGUUCUUCUGCAGAGAAGAUUGAACCAAGGGAACUUGACCCUAUUUUAACAGAAGUCACUUUGAUGAACGCCCGCAGUGAGCUCUACUUGAGGUUCAUCAAGAGACGAAUAAUAGCCGAUUUUGAGGUGGGAGACUCCAUGGCCUCAGAGGAGGUAAAGCAAGAGCAUCAAAAAUACCUGGACAAGCUCCUCAACAACUGUCUGCUGAGCCGCACGAUGCAAGAGCUCAUUGGCUACUACAUCACCAUGGAGGAAUACUUCAUGAGGGAGACUGUCAACAAGGCUGUUGCCAUGGACAGCUAUGAGAAGGGCCAGCUCACCUCCAGCAUGGUGGAUGACGUGUUUUAUAUAGUGAAGAAGUGCAUUGGGCGUGCUCUGUCCAGCUCCAGCAUAGACUGUCUCUGUGCCAUGAUCAACCACUCCACCACCGAGCUGGAGUCUGACUUCAGGGAGGUUCUGUACAACAAGCUGAAGCAGGGCUUUCCAGCCACGACCUUCCAGGACUUCCAGAGAGGGGUGACCAGUGCCGUGAACAUCAUGCACAGCAGCCUGCAGCAGGGCAAGUUCGAUACCAAAGGCAUUGAAAGCACCGACGAGGCCAAGCAGUCCUUUCUGGUGACCUUAAACAAUGUGGAAGUCUGCAGUGAAAACAUCAUGACCCUAAAGAAGACUUUGGAGAGUGACUGCAGCAAACUGCUUAGCCAAGGCUUUGGGGGUGAGCAAGCACAGGCCAAGAUUGACAGCUGUCUCUCUGACAUGGCUGCCGUCUCCAACAAAUUUCGUGACCUGCUGCAGGAAGGUCUCAAUGAGCUGAACAGCACAGCUAUCAAACCCCAGGUGAAGCCCUGGAUCAACCUAUUCCUCUCCAUCUCCCACAACAUCGAGGAGGAGGAGUUCAGCGACUAUGAAGCUAAUGACCCCUGGGUCCAGCAAUUCAUUGUCAAUCUGGAACAGCAGAUGACAGAGUUCAAGGCUGGACUGUCUCCAGUGAUUUAUGACACCCUCACUGGUCUUAUGACCAGUCUCAUAGCCAUCGAGCUGGAGAAAGUGCUGCUCAAAUCCACCUUCAGCAGGCUUGGUGGUCUGCAGUUUGACAAGGAGCUGAGGUCUCUCAUAGCCUAUCUCACCACAGUCACCACUUGGACUAUCCGCGACAAGUUUGCCCGUCUUUCCCAGAUGGCCACGAUCCUCAAUCUGGAAAGGGUGACAGAGAUCCUGGAUUACUGGGGCCCAAACUCAGGCCCACUCACCUGGCGCCUUACUCCAGCCGAAGUCCGGCAGGUGCUGGCUCUCCGAAUUGACUUCCGCAGCGAGGAUAUCAAGCGGCUACGCCUGUAGUUGGUUGGUGCUUGGGUCAGCACCGCGCUGGAGGUAACAGCAGGAGGGCUGCAACCCUGGAGCUUGCCCAGGUCCUGGCCUGGGGC